Tribolium madens (black flour beetle) is the source of this 2408-nucleotide messenger RNA. Its product is annotated as UNC93-like protein. The record is from RefSeq and is a predicted model, not a curated record. Gene Ontology annotation, cellular component: striated muscle dense body; plasma membrane. Gene Ontology annotation, molecular function: potassium channel regulator activity. The transcript has 7 exons. Gene Ontology annotation, biological process: regulation of muscle contraction; regulation of potassium ion transport. The coding region runs from base 236 to 2203 and encodes 655 amino acids. Lineage: Eukaryota; Metazoa; Arthropoda; Insecta; Coleoptera; Tenebrionidae.
UUGUCAUCUCGCGCUACAGAAGAGAGCAUCAUUUGUUUUCACCUUAUUUCUUAUGAGAUUAAUUGCGAAAUGUGCCUAAUAGUUGUGAGUUAGUGCUCAUUAUUAUUGAUAAAUAAAUGGAACUGGAUGCUUAGCGAUACUUAGAUCGUAACAGAAUGCUUGUAAGGUAGCAAGAAAUUUAAUCACACGCCGAAGAGUGAGAUUAAAUGUAAUCAUGUGAUAAAUUCCUUCAAAAAUGGGCAGUUUACCAAAUUUGCACGAAUUAGGAAAAGACGCCGAAAAUGGUCCUUCGCCUUAUCGGCCUGGUCCCGCAUUGGGCCAUCUUUGUAGUGGUGGCAACUCUACAUUAUCUCAAGCUGAAAAAUCUAAAAUUUUACACCGCUAUUCAGGCCAUGCCAGGAUAACUAAAGCUAGAAGCAACGGCAACGAUUCCAAAAUAGUCUGCGAUGACUUUAUGCUAGAGCAUAUGGCCACAUAUUCGCCAAUUUCCAACCGAUCAACUCGGAAUUUAACUCACAACAUCAGACGCCGCGACUCAUUGAACAGCUCUAUAGGGGCAACUUCAGUGCGUCGUUUGAUCGCCGUGGUGCGCUCCAACACCCAUCACAACACCCAGACGAGACAAGGUCCACCGUACUCCCGCAGACUUCUGCUAUCGAAUUUGGUGGUUUUGUGCAUAACGCACCUGAUUAUCACUGCCGCAUUCUUGCCUUUCCUCGCACUUCAAACAAGUGUUUCGGUAUGGACGAUGCCUCUAGGGCAUUACUUCAAACCCAUCAAUAUCAACAUUGGAUCUAUACUACUGGCCAUCGUUCACUUCUUCGCCGCCAUGUCGUCUAUCUUUGGUCCUUCUAUCGUGCAAAAACUAGGAACUAACGUCGUUUUCUUCUGUUCGUAUCUCGUGUUUGUGGUUUUUUACGCUUCACAUCUUUAUCCGUCAUUGUAUGUUCUUAUUCCCGUCGCUAUACUACUCGGUUUGGCUCUAGGGCCUUUGGUUUCGUCACAGAUUACGUUUUUGAUGACGCUUUCGGCAAAGAUCAAUUACAUGUUUUCUGAAGAGGAUGAUGAUUCGAAAGCGUUAAGAAGAACGUGUAUCAUAAGGAGAUUAGCGCGGGCGUUCCAAGCUGCUCACGAUUUUGGACUUAUAGUUGGGUCAGUUUUAUCUGCGCUACUUAUUACUUACACUGUCAAUAUUAACAAUCAAGAAUAUGGUGAUAUUUUCGAUAAUUCGACGUCGGUGAUGGAUAAAAAUCAAACUGAAAGUUGCAGUAAUUUGACUUUAGAAAUAAAUUGCACAAGGGACAAAAAUUCUCUUUCGUACAACAUCUACGACUACAAUGCCUUCCUCGAUGACAUAUUUGACACCUUCGAAGGGACGAGACUAUGUGGAGCUCAGGCGUGUCCUCCAAAUUUUCUUCUCCAUUUCAACAUGUCGGAAGAAAGUUAUUUUCAUGUGUUACCGAAGAAGAGUUCGACCGUUUUGGCUGUGGUGUACGCAGGGCUAUGCUUCGUUGCGGCGAUGGCCAGUGCUGUAGGAUUGGACAGAAUUCGAAUCUAUGUCUAUCAAGAUCCUCUGGAAAGACCAGAAGGAUUAGCGGCCUUAAGAGCGGUGAAGGAAUCUUUCAAAGAUGUGAGGCUGCAAAUGGCAGCACCGUUGGCUUUAUUCAUCGGGUUGGAACAGGCGUUUAUCUAUGCAGAUUUUAGCAAGUCUUAUGUCGUUUGCACUUUGGGCAUCCACCGUCUGAACUUGGUUUUCUUAUCAAUGGGUCUCCUGCAAUCUAUUGCUGCUUGCACUCUUAGUAUGCUUCUGAGAACCAUUAGAAGAUACUACGUCGUGGCCGUAGGCUUUACGUUCCACGCUUGUUUAUUGAUGGUUCUAAUACUAUGGAAGCCUAUAGAAGAUGAUCCUGCCCUUUUUUAUGUCAUCUCAGCGGCUUGGGGUGUCUGCAAUGCCAUUUGGGAAAUGUUAAACUUCACUCUUUUGACUGGACUCUACAGCGACAACUGGGAGUCUGCGUUUGCCAAUUCGGCUUUCUUCCGUUUCUUGGGGUUGAGUAUAGCGUUUGCGUUUCAUGGGGUCCUCUGCAAUUACUACAAACUCUACGCCCUGGGCUUCUUCCUUUUGACAGCAGUCGUUCCCUUUGUUUGGUUGGAAGUUCGACUGGAGAACAUGCGCAAAGUCAAAAAUAUCAUUCGGUUAUGACCUAAACUUAACAUUUGGUGAUUCCUCAUUUAAACAUAUCAUUCACAUUUGACGUCACUUUGAAUGUGAUGUUUGUACAUAUUAAUAUUAAAAAAAGGUUGUUAUAACACCUCUUCAAUGUAUAUAAAAUUGUUUACUUCCACAAAUAAAAUCUCAGUAAGAAAACUAUAACGUUAUAUUUAAAUUUAAUAAUUAAAUACACAUC